AUCAGUGUGUACAGCAGGAGAGAAAAGAUCCUGGUGUUAAGGGAUGGAUGUUUUGAUUUAAUUUGAGGCACUUUCCCUCAAGGCGGGGCAGGGAGACAGAAUUGUUGACCUUCAGAAGGAAAGGAGGGAACGACCCAAUCGGCAGACUGCUUAGCAGAGGAGAACAGGGGAAGUACGGAGGAAAGUGGGGGAAAGAAACAGAGUGAGAGAGGAGGAGAAAGCAAGGUGGGAGAGCAGAACUCUGUGAGAGUGAAGUGACAGCAAGAGGAUUCAUCAAAUGAGGGCAGGAACCAGCAACAGGACCAUGAAAGCUAGGUUUGCAUACUGCUUUCUUCUUGUCCUUCUUCUGAUCACGGAUGUCUGUGGCCAGCGAAAACCAAAACCAAAGCCUGUCCGUCCACCUACCACUAAGAAACCUCCUGCUCCCAAGAAACCGUCUCCCCCUGCCCCAAAAUCUGAACCCGAACCCCAGGAACCCACAGACUUUCCUCCUCCGAUCCUUGGCCCUCCCUCUGAAUUCCCAGACUGCCCCAGAGAGUGUUUCUGCCCACCAUCUUACCCAAAUGCCCUGUACUGUGAAAACCGCAACCUCCGAAAGGUCCCGAUCAUCCCGUUUCGCACUCACUACCUGUACCUACAGAACAACUACAUUGACCAAGUAACCGCAGAGUCUUUCAAAAACUGCACUCAACUCAAAUGGAUAAAUCUGGGAAACAACCGCAUCCGUUCAGUGGAGAAACAAGUGUUUGAGAAGCUGCCAAACCUCCUUUAUCUUUAUAUGCAGAGGAACGAGCUAAAGGAGGUGCCUGAUGACUUGCCGGACGGUCUGGAGCAGCUCAGACUCAGCCGGAAUCAAAUAUCAAAGGUCCCUCCUGGAGCGUUCAGCAAGAUGGAACAUCUCGCGCUUCUGGAUCUGCAUCACAACAGGAUCAGUGACAGCAGCUUGGGCAAGAACAUCUUCAAAGAUCUAAAGAACUUGAUUCAGCUCAACCUGGCCCACAACAUCCUAAGGAAGAUGCCUGUGAAUAUACCAAAGAGCCUUUUUCAACUGUUCUUGGACAGAAAUAACAUUGAGGAGAUUCCACAGAACUACUUCAAGGAUUUUACAAACCUGGCCUUUGUGAGACUGAACUACAACCAGCUUAGUGACAAAGGUCUUCCAAAGCUGGUGUUCAAUGUGAGCUCACUGUUGGAUUUGCAUUUGUCCCAUAACCAGCUGAGCACUAUUCCCCUGUUCAACUCUGAGCUGGAGCAACUUCAUCUCAACAACAACAACAUUGAGAGUUUAAACGGCACCGAGAUCUGUCCCACUAACUCUCUCUACAUGCAUGAUGAGAACGGAGCGCCCAAACUGAGAUACCUGCGUCUGGAUGGCAAUCACCUGAGUCCUCCCGUCCCCUUAGAUGUCAUCAUAUGCUUCAGACACCUUCAUGCUAUAGUAAUAUAAGAUGGUUUGAGUGAUGAACAGAUUCAUGCAUGCCUGUGCACAACCAGGCCUACUUUCCUGUCUACUUGACAGUACUGAUUGAAUCAAACAGUACCUGAGAAAACAAAUUUUUAAACAAUGCAUUUUUUCCCUUUAUGAUCAGGAAUGUUUCAUUGUGUAACCUAAAUACUUUCAGUGCAUCAUAUUUAUUGAAUUUUCUGCCUUGAAUACAACUGAGCAUGAGUAUUUUGCAUUAAAUUUCUAUGUUUCUAUGUGAUGUUACAGAACUGAAGCAGCAGCGAUGGCUGAGUGGAAUUAAUUAAACCUUAAAAAUAAAGGUACAUUAACUGACAUAUUGUGCGACAAACAACAAA
This is a messenger RNA of Labeo rohita (rohu), 1800 nucleotides long. RefSeq names its product proline/arginine-rich end leucine-rich repeat protein (gene prelp). The record is from RefSeq and is a predicted model, not a curated record. Gene Ontology annotation, molecular function: protein binding. Lineage: Eukaryota; Metazoa; Chordata; Actinopteri; Cypriniformes; Cyprinidae. The transcript has 3 exons. Bases 278 to 1447 code for a protein of 389 amino acids.